This is a messenger RNA of Oryctolagus cuniculus (rabbit), 14541 nucleotides long. RefSeq names its product syntaxin binding protein 5L (gene STXBP5L). Gene Ontology annotation, cellular component: plasma membrane; cytoplasm; SNARE complex. Gene Ontology annotation, molecular function: syntaxin binding; myosin II binding; GTPase activator activity. NCBI's taxonomy places the organism in Eukaryota, Metazoa, Chordata, Mammalia, Lagomorpha, Leporidae. The record is from RefSeq and is a predicted model, not a curated record. Gene Ontology annotation, biological process: Golgi to plasma membrane transport; exocytosis.
CUCCCACGGUGGGAGGGCGGAGCCUACGGUGGCGCUGUCUGCUCCGUUAGGACCUCGGAGAGCGCCGGGCGCCGCGACCAGAGGGACUGGAGAGGCGGCCGGAGCCGGGCUGGACGGACGCCUGCGAGCCCGCCUCCCUCUGCGCCCUCAGCUUUCCGGGCUGGCAGGCGGCUAGUGGCGUCUGAGGAAGCGUUUAAAAUGAAGAAGUUUAAUUUCCGAAAAGUUUUGGAUGGCUUAACUGCCUCCUCCCCUGGCAGUGGGAGCAGCGGCAGCGGUAACAGUGGUGGUGCUGCUGGAAGUGGCUCCCUGCAUCCAGGAGGGACUGCAGGGGUCCUCAGAGAGGAGAUUCAGGAAAGCCUGACUUCAGACUAUUUCCAGAUCUGCAAGACAGUUCGACAUGGUUUUCCUUAUCAGCCCACAGCAUUAGCCUUUGAUCCAGUUCAGAAAAUCUUGGCUAUUGGAACAGGAACAGGUGCUAUACGAAUACUUGGGAGGCCUGGUGUUGAUUGUUAUUGCCAACAUGAAAGUGGUGCAGCUGUUCUACAACUCCAAUUCUUGAUCAAUGAGGGUGCUUUGGUCAGUGCAAGUUCAGAUGAUACACUUCAUUUGUGGAACCUUAGACAAAAAAGGCCAGCUAUUCUUCAUUCUCUUAAAUUUAACCGAGAACGAAUUACUUACUGUCAUCUACCUUUCCAGAGUAAAUGGCUCUAUGUUGGAACGGAAAGAGGAAAUACUCAUAUUGUAAAUAUUGAAUCUUUCAUUCUUUCUGGAUAUGUUAUCAUGUGGAACAAGGCAAUUGAACUGUCCACCAAGACUCAUCCAGGACCAGUUGUACAUUUAAGUGAUAGUCCAAGAGAUGAAGGGAAACUCCUAAUAGGAUAUGAAAAUGGUACAGUAGUCUUCUGGGAUUUGAAAUCUAAAAGAGCAGACUUGAGAGUUUAUUAUGAUGAGGCUAUUCAUUCAAUUGAUUGGCAUCAUGAGGGCAAACAGUUCAUGUGCAGCCAUUCAGAUGGUAGCUUGACCUUAUGGAACCUGAAAAGCCCAAGUCGCCCCUUCCAGACUACAAUUCCACAUGGAAAGAGUCAAAGAGAAGGAAGAAAAUCUGAAUCUUGUAAACCAAUUCUUAAAGUAGAAUAUAAAACCUGCAGAAACAGUGAACCAUUCAUAAUAUUCUCUGGUGGGCUGUCCUAUGACAAAGCUUGUAGAAGACCAAGUUUAACCAUCAUGCAUGGAAAAGCAAUUACAGUGCUUGAAAUGGAUCAUCCUAUUGUUGAAUUUCUAACUUUAUGUGAAACACCCUAUCCAAACGAAUUUCAAGAACCCUAUGCUGUAGUGGUGCUUCUGGAAAAAGAUCUCAUUGUAGUUGAUCUGACACAAAGCAAUUUUCCAAUCUUUGAAAAUCCAUAUCCCAUGGAUAUUCAUGAAUCACCAGUUACAUGCACAGCAUACUUUGCUGAUUGCCCUCCGGAUUUGAUUCUAGUACUCUAUUCUAUAGGAGUCAAGCAUAAAAAACAAGGAUACAGCACUAAGGAGUGGCCAAUCAGUGGGGGAGCUUGGAACCUUGGAGCACAAACAUAUCCAGAAAUUAUUAUUACUGGUCAUGCAGAUGGAUCAAUAAAAUUUUGGGAUGCUUCUGCAAUAACUCUACAGAUGCUGUAUAAGCUAAAAACUUCAAAAGUUUUUGAAAAGCAGAAGGUAGGAGAAGGAAAACAAACGUGUGAAAUUGUAGAGGAAGAUCCAUUUGCAAUUCAGAUGAUUUACUGGUGUCCAGAGAGCAGAAUAUUCUGUGUAUCAGGAGUCUCUGCAUAUGUCAUAAUUUAUAAAUUCAGCAGACAUGAAAUUACAACAGAAAUAGUGUCACUAGAAGUACGACUUCAAUAUGAUGUUGAAGAUAUUAUUACUCCUGAACCAGAAACCAGUCCUCCAUUUCCAGAUCUCUCAUCCCAGCUUCCUUCUUCAAGGAGUCUUUCUGGGAGCACCAACACUGUGGCUAGUGAAGGAGUAACAAAGGACAGUAUCCCAUGCCUCAAUGUUAAGACACGACCAGUACGAAUGCCUCCAGGGUACCAAGCAGAACUUGUUAUUCAGUUGGUGUGGGUAGAUGGUGAACCUCCUCAACAGAUUACUAGUCUUGCUGUAAGUUCAGCAUAUGGAAUAGUUGCAUUUGGGAACUGCAAUGGAUUGGCUGUGGUGGAUUUUAUACAGAAGACAGUACUGCUAAGCAUGGGAACCUUUGAUCUGUAUAGGUCAAGUGACUUAUACCAGCGACAACCACGGUCCCCUCGUAAGAACAAGCAGUUCAUCGCAGACAACUUUUGCAUGCGUGGCCUAUCUAACUUUUAUCCUGAUUUAACGAAACGGAUCCGUACUUCCUAUCAGAGUUUGACUGAGCUGAAUGACAGUCCUGUUCCCCUGGAACUUGAGCGCUGCAAGUCUCCCACUUCAGGACUUGCUACCAGAACUCCUGAGGCAGCACCAGGCUUUUAUAGGAAUGAAAUACCAGCUGUGAGACAGAGGAAUCAAGUACAUCACUUGCCAGUUAAAGGAUCAAGAAAGUUAAGUCUGCCAACAGAUCUUAAGGCUGAUCUUGACCAUGUAAAUGGACACUGCACAAGUCCAACUUCUCAGAGCUGCGGUUCUGGAAAACGGCUUUCUAGCGCUGAUGUUUCUAAAGUAAAUCGCUGGGGUCCUGGAAGACCACCAUUUCGAAAGGCACAGUCAGCUGCUUGCAUGGAGAUUUCUUUACCAGUUACAACAGAAGAAACCCGUGAGAAUUCCUAUAAUCGUUCCAGAAGCUCUAGUAUCUCCAGUAUUGACAAAGAUUCUAAAGAAGCCAUUACAGCACUAUAUUUCAUGGAAUCCUUUGCACGGAAAAAUGAUUCUACCAUCUCUCCUUGUCUGUUUGUUGGAACUAGUCUGGGAAUGGUGUUAAUCAUCUCCCUAAAUCUACCAUUAGCAGAUGAACAAAGGUUUACAGAGCCGGUCAUGGUACUACCAAGUGGUACAUUCCUCUCAUUAAAAGGAGCUGUGCUAACAUUCUCUUGUAUGGACCGAACUGGCGGACUAAUGCAACCACCAUAUGAAGUUUGGAGGGAUCCAAACAACAUAGAUGAAAAUGAAAAAUCUUGGAGAAGGAAACUGGUCAUGAACUCUUCCUCUGUAUCCCAAGAAAUAGGAGAUCAUCAGUAUGCAAUAAUAUGCUCGGAAAAACAAGCCAAAGUCUUCUCACUGCCUUCUCAGACUUGCCUUUAUGUUCAUAACAUCACUGAGACAUCUUUUAUACUACAGGCAAAUGUGGUGGUCAUGUGUAACAGUGCUUGCCUGACAUGCUUUUGUGCUAAUGGGCAUAUCAUGAUAAUGAGCCUACCUAGUCUUCGACCAAUGUUGGAUGUUAAUUAUUUACCACUGACAGACAUGCGGAUAGCACGGACAUUUUGUUUUAGCAAUGAAGGACAGGCAUUAUACCUUGUCUCUCCUACUGAAAUUCAGCGGUUAACCUACAGCCAAGAAAUGUGUGAUAAUCUACAGGACAUGCUAGGAGAUUUGUUUACUCCCAUAGAGACACCAGAAGCUCAAAACAGAGGCUUUCUCAAGGGACUGUUUGGUGGAAGUGGACAAACAUUUGACAGAGAAGAGCUCUUUGGGGAAGCUUCAGCAGGAAGAGCAUCCCGCAGCCUUGCCCAGCACAUUCCUGGACCAGGUGGAAUAGAAGGGGUGAAAGGCGCUGCUGGAGGAGUGAUGGGGGAGCUGACCCGUGCUCGGAUUGCACUGGAUGAGAGAGGACAAAGGCUAGGAGAGCUGGAAGAGAAAACUGCAGGCAUGAUGACCAGUGCAGAAGCAUUUUCCAAACAUGCACAUGAGUUAAUGCUGAAAUACAAAGAUAAGAAAUGGUAUCAAUUCUAACUGCUAAAGAAGCUGUGACUGCUUUGAGAAACCAUUAUUCAGGGAAACCAAAUUUAUUCCCAGCAUCACUAUUCAACUGCUAGAAGCCAGUUUCUUCUACAAAAUGUUCCAUUGCCAUUCAUCUGAAGUUAUCACAAAGGCGACUUAUCAGAGACGAUGUACAACCCAAAGGCUGGAACCCUGGUAAAAUCCCAAGAUAGAUGGAAUUUGCCUUUUCCCAUGUGAAAUGGAGCCAUCAUAUUGGCAUGUCAUUGGCUAAGGAUUUACACUUAGAAACUAUGGGGAGUCCUAUUGAUUUGGAAAUUCCUGUACAAACAAAAGCAUUAAUGCACUUAAUGAAAAAAAAAAUCUUUGCAUGAUAAAUUAACAUCUUUAAAGGAAAAGAAAAAUAAGCAUGUUGUGACAGAAGAAAAAAAGAUUUAUGGUAAACUAUUUUUGUAAAUUGGGCCACAUCCAACAAUUUUAAAAAAAUCUACAUUAGAAGAUGUCAAUCAGUACAUUUCAAGAAUAUUUGCCAUACCCAACUCCAAGGAAAGCAAAACAAAACAAAACCCCAGAGUUUGCUUCUCAUCUGUAAUUUCCAUUGAGUCUUUAUGGCAAGAGUAUAAUUAAUAUUCUCUCUCCAUAGUAUUGUACAUCGUUCACAGUUCUCGGUCAUAACCAAGCAUUGCCAACAGAGUAAAUGAUCCCAACAAAGUUAUUUCCAGUCCUAUCACCUUCAGAGCAGAUUGCUGUUUUUAGCACAAACUGCAUAGGGUUGGGUCACUUCAAAGCAUUUUUCCAUCCUGACUUGUAUUCCAUGCAGGGAAGCUGACAAUAGGUUUGGGGAAACUAGACUAUAGAAACCAUGCAGUUAGCUUUGAGGACUGAAUUCAUAAAAAGUGAAAUUUCACACAUCCCAACUUUCAGUUUCUAAAGUGAUAUAUUUUAAAGCUCCAUUUGUAUCUUCAUCUGCCAGUUACACAGUAUAUUACUGCUUAAACCGGGUGGGUCUGCAAUCCACAGGUGCUCUUGCAGCCUGACAUUCACAGACCAAAAUGGUCAUUAUCUUGAGUGUGAUGCAGUGAAACCUCAGCUAGUGUUCUGGGCAAUGAAAUUCUGAUUUAUUAAAUUUCUGAUUAAAAAGGGCUUUCAUUAGGAAACACUUUUUUGUUCAAUACUAUUAUUGGAAAUCUUUAUAAAAUAUACUGGUGUUUUUGCCGUCUUGGCCUCAGUCAUCAUUAUAGAUGACAGAAAUACAUAGUUUAGUGAUAUAAAAUCAAUACUUUUGACACUAAUUUGGUCAACUAAUAUAAGUUAAAGGAUUGUGUUAAUAGAUGUCAAACAUUUAUUCCACAUUUAAAACUCUAAAAAGUGGAAUAAAGAAUAUCCUUAACAUGCUAAGAGGUGUCUAUCAUAGCUCCACAGAAAGGUACUAGAGGCAAAGUGAAACAAGGACUCCUACUCUCAUUAUCUAACAUGAUUCUGGAAAGUUGGAGUCAUAGGAAUGUAUGUAAGCAUUUUCCUGGACCCAUCCUGUAAUAAGUUGUUUCUCCAAAAAUAAUCUUUUUUAAAAUUAUGGAUUUGGACUUUUUCUUCCUGACUGAUCAGAUCUUACUAGGUUUAUAUUUGUGUAAAUUCUUAAGAGUUCACUGUGUUUCUGGAGUCCAGGUUACUUUAAUAACCAAAAACAGUAUUUCUGUUUGUUUUUUAAAUUUCUUGUUUGAGAUAACACUUCCCUUGCAAUGUUCUCAGGAAUUUUGAGAAGAGCAAAGAUGAUUGACAGAAAAUGUACACUAGAAUAGUAUUUUUCAGAGUCCUUGAAUUUUCCUGAUUUCUUAAAAAGGCCUCUUUAUGAAUCUCCCAGAGUCCUGUAAACAGCCUGAGGGUAACAUAAUCUGACUUGGAAAUGUAGAUAUAACACAUAAAACUGUAUAGUGAAAAUAGUAAAGAAGCUGGAGGACAGGAUCUGGAAAACACUGACAAUUAAAUUUGCAAUGUACUAUUGUACCAUCAGUUUCAAUGACCCAGUUUUCUGAUUUUUUUGAACAAAUACUUUAUCAUUUCUGCAUUUUAAACCUGAAAGAGUGAAAUACAAGUUUUUUCUAGGAAUAAUUAAAUUCACUCCAAGUAGUAUUAAACUUAAUGAAUCUCUGAAACUCAUGAUACUAUUUGAUUUAACUUGUUCUACAGAAAGGUUUCUCAACAAUGUCACAUUAGCAUAAAAGUCUUUAUGGUGGAGCACUGUCCUAUGUACCAUAGGAUGUUAGUGACAUCCCUGGCCUUUGUCUACUAGAUGCCAGUAGGAACCCCCUAACAGUAACAAUCAAAAAUGUCUCUAACCAUUGCCAAAAUUACUUCUAAUUGAGAGCCACUACUGUAUAUCAUUUAAAGACAGAGAUUAGUGUGACUAUGUAACAUAUAUCUUGUUAUAAAACUGCAUAAUUGUAUAGUGUCUUACCAAGAUAAGUUACUAUACCCAAAAUUAUAUCUGUGGUUCAUAUGCAAUAAAAUGCAGUUUUUAGGGAAAGCUUGUAUAAAUCAGUGAACAAUUAUGGAAUAUUUUAAUGCACGCAGAAAAUAUCAAAAGGACAUUAUAGCAUUAUAGUGCAUAAAACUCCAGAUUCAAAAUGACUAGAUCAAAAGUUUAUAAUUGACACAUCAUUUGGAAGUAAACAGGUGCUUAUGAAGUGCUUGAAAAGAAUAAAAUUAUUUUAAGUAGUUUAAAUUAUUUCAAAAUUGUUUUUUAUAAGCUCUUAAUGUAAGGGUAAGUUCAUCCCACAAACUCCUGAUUAGUAGAAUCCAAAUUAAUGAGGUUUUACUGUAUCAAAAUUUUUAUAAUUCAAAGAGAUAGCAAUAACAAGAAUCUGAUGUGGAUGUGAUUUUCCUCUUCUGACAUUUCUGUUCUGUUGCACUGACCUUGGCGGGCAUAUAGGCACACACACAGGCACACAACCACCACCACCACCAUCUUAUCAUCAUCAUCACCUUAGAAAUGAAUAUAGUUGAUCCAUGUGAUCUUUUACAUCUACUCAUCUUUACUAUCUUUCCUCCACCUUGGAACGUAAGAAAUAUAUUCCCUAGUAACUUGGACAGUGACAAAAGAGAUGACUGGGAGCGUCUAUUACCAUUAAAAUCACGUUACAUUCUCUAAGGUGGCAGCAGAAGCUAAGUCAGACUUCAGUCUCAACAAGCAAACAUUAUCUCCCUAAAACUCCCUCAAGAGAUAAGUCCUUUUUAAUGUUCAAAAGAAAUAGGCAUUUCUUUCUUUUCAUCAAUGAGAAAUAGAAGUAUUUGUUUCCCUGGUUCUAGUAAUAACUAGAGCAAUAAUCCUUACUAACCUCGGGGUUUUGAAGGAGGCAUGAAUGGGUUACAUUUAUUUUAAUCCCCUACAAAGGAGUACUAUUGGCUUUGCUUUCUAUACCUUGCCAAGCCCCACACUUAGUGCCCCAGUCACCAUCAGGGUCGUUGUCUUAACUUUGGAAUGACAGUGACAGACCUGCAUUAGGCAUUUUCCAAUACUUCAGUCACAAAGAAAAAUUUAUUCAAGCCUUUGGGAAGAGAUUCUCAAGUUAAUAAAUUAAAAUCCAUGUCUAUAUUCCUCCAAGUUUUUAAAAGAAACUAAAGAAAAAGAAUUAGUGUCGGAAUCCCUUUUUAUGUAACCCUUGUAACCAGUAUUAAAGGUACUAUUUGUCUGUUAUCUACAUUACAGGAUCACCAAGGCUAUGAGAGAAUAAGGAAUAAGAUCUGGCCUAAGAUUAGUUGAAGAUGAAGACAGGUUAUUUGAAAAACUUUAAUCUAGAAAAGUAAAUAAGAAAUCCUCUCUUUUGCUUAGGUUCAUUGGAACAACCCUGGAAGGUAUCUGUGAUUUCAGCCAGCCCUAUGGGAAAAAAAGCAUGUUAAACUACCAUAUUGGUUUAGAGAAGGCAACGCUUGUAGGAGUCAGGACAUUAAUUUCAGGUCUUGCUCUUUGCAUAAGAGAAUGUGGUAGCCUUCACAGCUUCUUUUUCUCUGCCUUCUGUUGCCCAGUUCUAUUUUUGACUGGGUUUUAUUUCACAUGCACACAGCCCUAAGGGCCAGAAACACUUGUCAUGUACUUGACACAUUAUCUCUAAUAUGCACCACUCAAAGAAGCAUAGUUGUCAGCAUAACAAAUUUAGUGUUAACAGAUAACAUCCCUGAGUGGAAGAAAUGCAAAAUAGGUUAAGAUCAGACUUGGGGAAGGAGGAAGAAGAACCAAUUUGGUGCAAGGAAAUUGGGAUGAGGAGGGACAUGGGAGCGAGCAAAGUGGAAGAGGCUUUGAUGAGGAUUCAGAAGCAUGGGUAGAUGCCUUUAGAUAUAUGAUUCUCAAUCUUGUCUAUACAUAAGAAUCACCUGAGGAAAUUUCAAAAUUCCCAAUUAUAACAAAAUUCCUCCCAGUGAUGAACCAGAUGUAAGUACUUUCGAAAGUCCCAAAGGUGGCCCUGAUGUCCAGCCAAAGUUGACAACUGCUUUAUGGCCAACUAAGGACAGUAUGUUUGUCCACCUUGGCUGGUGUCUCAGCCGGCUUCUGAGUAGUCCAGGGAGGCAAGGGGUAAGAGAUACAGUGGUGACUGGGUUCGUAUUUAUUUUGUGUCUUUCACAGAACAAAAUAUUUCUGCCCAGGCAGGGCCUAAUUAACACUUAACACUUUGUGAUAUUUUCCUGUGUGACUUUCCCAUUAAUUAUUCUAAUUCAGACUUCUAGGUUUUUGAUUGUCUUACACAUCUGAUGCACUGGAUCAUAGUAAAUGCAACAGCAUAAUAAAGCUAACUAGAAAACUAAUUGUCAAUAUUUGGACAGUGGGAAUUCUCAAAACAGUCAUUUACUAUAUCGGGUACAAAUUUCUUAUGGAAGGCACAUGGAUACCAGGUGUUCUGCUACAGGUAUAUUUUAUUUGACUUGAUAUUAGCAAAGAGGGAGAACAACUCUUCUUUUUUUAUAUGAUAUUAUCUUAAAAGUUCCCAGGGCCAUUGGAUUUACUUUCUUAUUUGUUGCACAUGUUUAAAGGGGAAGGAAUGCCUAUAACUUACUAUGUCACCCCCAAUGCCUUGAAAGAGUCUUUUAUUCCUUCUAAGAGGGAGAGCCCAGCCUAUCAAAGGCAGUGUUACCAAUGAGAAGACUCCAGUUAUCCCCUCUCAUACUGCUUCCCUUCUGGUAUUGGCCCACUCUUUUCAACUUCAAAGCCAGAAAAUAAAGUAGGAGGUGGUUUUGGAAAUUGUACACAGAAUCAAAAUAUCUAAUAACCUAUAAUUUUUAGUACUUAAUUAUGUGAUGUUUUAUUCUAGGAAAUAAGAAACAGAUAACAUCAUUGAUGUAUCUUUCUUUCAUCUUCAGAAUUUUUGCAUCUUUUCAGAAAAUGACAAAUUACUAUUUUUCUGUUGCACUCAGCAAUUGUGACUAUACUUAACAAAGUUCUUGUAGUAUGUAGAGAUACCAAUAAAAUUGUAUAUGUUUGUAAAUAGAUGCUCUCUUAUGUCAUAAUAUCAUGCUCUGAUAGUAAUUUUUUCCAACAUUAAAUAUGGACAGAAGUGAGACUUUCUCUCAUAGUUCACUCUGAACUAUAAUUUUGCUUAGUAUUGUUUUUAAAAAAAAGCAGGGAAGGGGUGGGAGAACAUUCAUUGUACAGCAUAUUUACUUAAAAUUAAGAGAAAGGAAUAACUAGACGCAAAUUCCUAAAAUGCAGGUUUUACUAAAGUUUAUUAGUCCAAAGGGUGAUAGUAGCCAUUCAUAUUUCCAGCAGUUAGGUAGAUAUGGAACUUUUUACUGGAAGGCUAAUUUUUGUUAAUGUGAAGGGAAAAGAGAAAGACAGAGCUUCUAUCUACUAAUGCACUCCCUAAAUGCCCACAAUGGCUAGGGCCCAGAACUCAGGUCUCCCAUGUGGGGGGCAGGAACACUAUUACUUCAGCCAUCACCUCUGCUUCCUGGGUCUGCCUGGACUUGGGAGCCAGGGCCAGGUAAACAAACCCAGUUCUCUGAUGGGGGCCGCAGGCGUCUUAGCCACUAGGCUAAACACCCACCCCUAUUGGAAGGCUUUAAAGACAACUUUUGAGGAUGAACUAUACCCUUGGUGAAGUACAGUAAAAAUAAAUUUGGUAGCAGUUCAGCAUAACAAACUAAGGUAGAAUAAGAUGAGCCUACACACUCAACACAGAAACCUUGUUUCCUCACUAAAAUCUUUUCUGUUCACGCUUUAACCAUCAGCCAAGCAAAACGAUUGUUAUUAUGGCUUCAGCCUACCACCUAGCGGUCAUAGGGAGCAUUCGUUACCCCAGGGCCUACAGUGUGUGCUUCUAAGCUCCUCUAGGUUGCCUCAGCAUAGCUAAAUGCUCUUCAGAGACCUUAACUCACUUCCAUUAUACUUCCAAAUCUCGAUUUCUCAGGACAUUUGUCCUAGUUUUUGUUUCAUAUAAAAAUUGAAAAAAAUUCCACUAACCAACCCUACGCUAAAAUAAUGGUUUUCGGUUUAAAGUUCAAAUGUAAAGACAGAUCCCGUAAGAUGCCAGUCUUCUUUUUAGAAUUGUCUCAAAAGGAUCCAUUUAACCUCCUCAUCUUUUAGUACUCAGGCUUCCCACACACCUGCAUUCAACAUUUAAAGUACUGACUUGACCUCCUCACUGUCUUCCGCCUUCUGUCCUCCCCUCAUUCCCUUCCACUCAGUCCAAAAGUCAACCAGGCAGCCCCACAGCACCACUCUUUGUGUUAGGUGGACAGCCCAGAGGAGGCUGCAGUUGGAAGUGGCAGGAUCGGCCUUUCAGUGGUCAGUAAUGGGGGGCUGUGAGUCAGUGCUGGACAAGGACAGCAAGCAGACCAGUGGGAUCAGGAGCAAAUCUGUGGAUGUGGGAGUCAGAUUUCCCAGUGCAGAAUGGAGAAGGCAGUUCUGGUUGUGCUGUUGCACAGCAGGGUGACUAAGGCUAAAGGAGGAUGUUCAGUGUUCUCACCACAAAACAGAGAGAAAUGUUUGCAGUGAUAUAUAUGCUGAUUACCCUGAUUUGAUCACUCUACAAUGUAUUCAUGUAUCAAAAAAUUCCAUGGUACCCCAUAAGAACUUACAAUUAUUGACAAUUAAAAAUAAAACAUUAUUAAAAAGGAAAUGUUAGAAUAAACCCUGAAGUGUUAGAUUAGAAUUAGAACUAUCAAUGUGUGCUGUACACACACACCCACUCACACACAUUCACCAGAGUACUUCAAAAAGUUCAUGGAAUGGAAUUUUUAUUGUGGUACCAAAAUCUUUGAAAUUCAUGCACACACACAGGCAACGUGCACACACACACACAAGUUUCAAAAAGUUCAUGGGAAUACGUGUUAUGAAAAAACUGAGGCAGGCUUUUGGUUUUGCUGUUAGGAGGCACCUGCUCCAUAUCAGAAUACCUGGGCUCAAGUCCUGGCUGCAGCUCCCAAUUGUAGCUCCUUGCUGAGUCACACCCUAGAUGGCAGCAAGUCAUGGCUCAAGUAUUUGUGUCUCUGUCACCUACAUGGGUGACUCGGAUUCGUUCCCAGUUUCUGGCUUCAGCUCCAGCCCAGCCCUGGUAACUGGGGAUAUUUGGGGACUGAAUCAGUGGAUGGGAGGUUUCUCUGUGCUCUCUCUGCCUCUCAAUGUUUAUGGGAAAAUGGAAUUAACAGAUAAUUUUUAAAAACAUGUAUCAUGAUCAUGCAUGAAUUUCAAAAAUUCUUGCACCAAAAUAUACUUAUCCUAACUCCCACCUUCCAUGAACUUUUCGAGGAUUCACACACACACACACACACACAUACACACACACGGAGCAGGGGCUGUCUCAAAAAGUUCGUGGAAAAUACAUCAAUUUUACUUCCUAUGAACUUUUUGAAGUAUCCUCGUGUGUGUGUCUAUGUUUAUAGAACAGAGUGGACCAGGAGCAACCCUCCAGGAGCAAUUGGCACAGCUAGUGCUUGGAUUCUGAUUUCUAAAUACUGUUUUCUGCUGAAAGGAACUACAGCUCCUGGAAGAAAUCGCUGAUUUCAACACUGAAUAUAUUUUUGUCCCAGAGAAAAUAUUCAAGCAAUGACUCCGAUUUGUCAAAAGACACAGAAGGGCCUGCACAGACUAAAUCAGGUAUAAUUUCCACAUCAAAAAUAAUGACAGUAAUGGAAUAAAAUAGGUACCACCAAGUCCACACUGAUACAAGGAAAAAAGAAAGCUCUUCCCUACAGAGCACCAAAUAACAAAUGCUGAUGAAAUUUUUCAGUUACCAUUUGGCAACCAUUACAGUAAUAAUCUGAGCAAUAAAUACCAAUGGAUCCUAAAACUAGUAGGGUAAAGUGCGAUGGAAAAAUGGCAUUUACAUAAUCUCAAAGUAUUCUCACUAAAUACAGUUGUCAAUCAUAAACAAAUGUCAUGUAUAUGUCAUGUAGAGAAACUCAGACACCAUCUUAUUUCAGUGAUCAAAGUUACCACCUCCAGAAAUGGCACAAACCCACAUCAGGAGCACCACCACUGCAACAGGCACCAUCGGGGUCGAAUCAUGAGGAAAUCAUGGAUGAGAUGAAAUUGAGGGACAUCUGACAAAAUGGCUGCCUUCUGUUCAAAAUGUUCAGUGUCAUGAAAGCUAAGGGAAAAAUGGAUGCUCCAUUUUUAGGGAAGACUAGAGGCACAGCCACAGUGUGAUCUUGGAUUGGACACUUUUGCAAUAGUUGGAGCAAGGAACAAAACAUGACUAAUUUUCCAUUUGACUGGGAUUCUUUGUUCCAAUUUUUAACUUUUACUUAGGUUUGAAGUCAUUUCAAAAAUCAAAUAAUUUUCUCAAUUUUGGUGAAUUAGUUGCACUUCAAUGUCGUUGUUUUCUAUCUUUGACAAUCAUUAAACAUUUUCUUUUAAAGUUGUGUUUUAAUUACACAAAUAAUACAUGAAUAAUGUGUUUGUAAUAGCCAUAUAAUAAACUUGGACAAGAUAAAGUGAAUGUUUUCCUUGGUCAACUCCUACCCUUAUCUAAAUUAACUGAUUAUUACUUAAUGCGUUUCCAUUUCUCUAUGUUGAAACUUGCUCAUUCAUGUACCUACUGUCUUAGAUAUCUAUCAGUGUCAGUACUUGUAAUUCAUUCUUUUCAACACACUUGAAUUACCCCAAGGUGCCAAUAAAAAGUAAUUUGUUACCAUUCCUCUACAAAAGCAUGUAGCUAUUUUCCAAUUUCUUCAUAUUGUAGAGGACUGCAUAGGCAUUUUACAUAUGCACAAAUUCAUCUCUAGGGCACUGUUAAGUGGGAUUGCUGAGUCAAAGGGCAUGCUCAUUUAAGCCUUUUAAAUAGAUAUUGCCAGUUGAACUAUUCUUCACCAGUAUGUAAGGAUUACUAUUUCCUUACCUAUGCUUAUCCUCAAAUAUUAAUAUUUUGUCUACCAUAAUUUUUCUACCAUAUGAAAAGUGAAAAUGACAUCUUAUUUAGUUGGAAUUUUUCUAAUAGUGAAAUUAAACACUUUUACUUUUUAUCAGACACUAUUUCUUCCUUUGUGACUUGUCUGCUCAUAUUUCUUGACCAUUUUUUUCUGAAUCAUCACGUUGCCACCAAACUACAGAAGCAGGCUGGGCCCUGAAAUCCAAGAUUUGGUUUCAGAUGUUGCAACGAUGACACCAUACACACCAUAAGAGGACCUGAGCAGGUUUAUUACUCACACAAGCCUUUUUGCAGAGAGCAGGGCAGCUUGAGAGAACAAGGAAGAGACUGACUUGGGGGUUUUAUUGUGACUAGGGGAGUGUACCAGGGUUUGCAGGAAGAGGCUUGUGUAGUUUGAAUCUCCUGCUGGCACCAAAAAAGGGACAAUCCCGGGUUUCUUCUCAGCUUACCCUGGUGUGGGCAUAACAGGAAUUGCAAGUGUGAGACUGAACACUUCUCUGCUAUCAGAAGAUGGAGUAAACUCUUUACCAACAUAAUGUAUUAUCAUAACUCUAGGAAUUAAUGUCACUUAUUUUCCAUAACUAAUUUUUCCUUGCUUUUGAGUCUUCACAGUUGUGCACAUCUCCCUCUUCCUCCUGGCAAGACUCCUGGCUUCUGGGUGUAAAGGAAUAGCAGACCUCAUGGCCAGGACAGAGUGCUGCUCUUCAUCUUCCUGGUGGGUCCCCCAGGGCUCUGUUCUGCCCAUGAGCCCCUCUUGCUGACAAAGACUGAAGGUACAGUGGUGAGUCUGUGGUCAGCUUUCUUGUUUGCAGCAUGGCCCCAUGCCCUUGCUUGCUUAAUUAGGUCUUGCCAUACCAUGGGUCCCUUCUGAAUUUUCUAUCAUGCCUGGGCCCCUCAGACUGUUGAGUGUCUUUGAUGAUUCAACUUUAUUAAUAAUUUUAUUUUCUCAGCCGGCGCCGUGACUCACUAGGCUAAUCCUCCGCCUAGCGGCGCCGGCACACCGGGUUCUAGUCCCAGUCGGGGCGCCGGAUUCUGUCCCGGUUGCCCCUCUUCCAGGCCAGCCCUCUGCUGUGGCCAGGGAGUGCAGUGGAGGAUGGCCCAGGUGCUUGGGCCCUGCACCCCAUGGGAGACCAGGAAAAGCACCUGGCUCCUGGCUCCUGCCAUCGGAUCAGCGCGGUGCGCCGGCCGCAGCGCGCCAGCCGCGGCGGCCAUUGGAGGGUGAACCAACGGCAAAGGAAGACCUUUCUCUCUUUCUCUCUCUCUCACUGUCCACUCUGCCUGUAAAAAAUAAUAAUAA